AUGCUUUGCAAUCCCAACAAAUGCCCUCCAUCAGUCGUAAUUCCUAAUCAGAGAGGUGAUGGCAUAUGCAAUCCUGACUGCAUGAAUCCUUUUUGCAAUUAUGAUACUGGAGGCCUUUAUAAUAUCUCAACUACAGCUGAAAACUCAGACUGUCUUUCACAAUGCUACUUCCUAAAUUCUUAUUGUAAACUGAGCAAUCUUGGGAAUGGUGUCUGCGAUGGUUUAUGCAAUAAACCAAUUUGCGGGCUUGAGUUCUCAGAUUGUGGGUACUGCGCUCAAUCAUGUAAUUUAUAUAUAGGCCAAAAAUCUCAAUUAGGAAAUGAGUGUGACCCUAAAUGUAAUACAACUUCUUGCUAUUAUGAUAUGGGAGCUUGCUUAGAAUGCGCUGUAGGCUGUAAUUUGACUAUUUGAGGAGAUGGGACUUGCAAUGACGAAUGUAAUAACUCAGAAUGUAAUUAUGAUAAUGGAGACUGCUUCAAUGUCACUUGUGCACCAGGCUGCUACUUGUGAAUGAUUGGAAACUCCAUUUGUGAUGAAACUUGUCACGUGAAAGAAUGCAAUUAUGAUAAUUUUGACUGUGAUUGCUCUCCUGGAUGCAAUUUAGAGUUAUUGCAAAAUAAUAUAUGUGAUGAGGUCUGCAAUAACUAUGAAUGUGAGUUUGAUAAUGGAAAAUGCGGGUUUUGUGAGAGCGGGUGCUAUUUAGAUAUGCUUCGAAACGAUGUAUGUGAUGAAGUUUGCAAUACUUAUCGCUGCAAAUAUGACUACUUUGCUUGUAGAUGCUCAUUGCAUUGUAGUUCAGAUGAUUAUGGAAAAUGCAAACCAUCGUGUUUGGUAAGCGAUUGCAUGUAUGAUAGAGUAAGCAGUGAUCCUAGCAAAUGAUGCUAUGAUGAAGAUUUAAUAAAGUAUACUGUUUAUCAGCAAAUUUUUGCUGAUAACUCAAAUAGCAUCGUUUCUUUUGACAAUUGCUCAGUCGCAUCAUCUAAUAAAUGCAAUCUAACGAUGUCUUUAGAUCAUGCAGCAUGCUAUCCUGAAUGCAAUAGUAAGGCAUGCAAUUAUGGCCUAUGCUUCUCAUUUGGAAUUGAUUGUGGUGAUCUUUCUACUACAACACUUUGCUCUCGUUGUACAAUUGAUGGCUGUGACAUAGAUAUAAGCAAAUCCACUUACCGCUAUUUUUCAUCUUUGAGCAUAGGUGGAUUUCAAGUAGCUUACUUCAAUUAUUGAAAAUCUUUAAAGCAUGGAGACUUUCAGUUUUAUUAUGUGACUUCAAAUCAGAAGGGGCCUUACCCAUCAGGAAAUGGAACUUUGAUUUAUCCUUUUGAAACACUUGAUCAUGCAUUACAGUCUAAACUGCCAAAAUAUGGAGAUCUCAAAAAAAGUGAAAAUAUCUUUGACCUUUGAAGGCAUCAAACGCUCUUUUUUUAUUUAUAUAAUGAUGGAAAUUAUACUUUAACUAACUGUGAUUCUUUCUGAAUAAACUCCUCUGCUAUAAUCGCCUCAUAUGAUGAAAAUCAGAUUUUGAUAGAAAUAAAUGGAUGAUCGCUUUUUUCAUGCCCUUUGACCUCUUAUGUCAAGUUUGAAAAUGUAAUUUUCGAAGGGUCUGGACACCUUAAUGGGUGUAGUUCUAUAUACUGCGAUUAUUGUGCGUAUAGUUUUUAUGAUGAAAGCGAUGGGUAUUACUAUAAUGAUAGAAAUCAGCGCAUAUCACAAAGUAUAUUUACAGAUAGCUGCCAAAUUAACAAUUCUAAGAGUCUUAGCCUAUUUUAUGCUAUAACUACGUUGACACUAAUAAAUGUUGAUAUUAGAAAUUUUAGAUUCAAUUAUGACUCUAUUAUAUCUGGUAAUGGAACAAUUGAGUUAUUUAAUGUAAAUUUUGAUAAUAUAUGGUUAAGUGGGAAAGAAAAAAAUGCAGUUGUGCAUCCCUAUGGAAAAUUUACUUAUAAAUGAGGCUCUGUGACUAGGCUAAAUAAUGGAUUUGAGUUUGGAGACUCACUUGAUUUUCGGGGAUUUUUGUAUUCUGAAUUUUACUCGACUUUUACUAUAAAAAAUGUGGAUUUUAAAUAUAAUUUGGUCUAUUUAAAGUCUCAAAGCUCUCUUUCUAGUGGCUCACUAAUAUAUCUUAAUAAUAUGACAAAGUUUGAAAUGGAUAACUGCACUUUUAUGUAUAAUUAUUGUGAAACUGGAAUUUUUUACAGCGAAUUAAAUAUAGGAAGCUAUGAUUAUAGUUUAAAUGAAACUUAUUAUUUGACUUACUUGACAAUUUCUCAUAUAUCCAUUCAGAACACCCAUUUUAUAUCAAAUUAUGGAAAAUCCGGAUUAAUUCGUAUAGAGUUUCUUGGCUUACUUCUAAAUGUUCAACUAAGCAAUUUGACCUUUGAAUCUAAUGGAGCAGAAAGUAAUUCCAUAAUUUAUAUAUACAACUCAGCCAUAUUAGAUUAUUAUAAAACCAAAACAAUCCAAAAUUUGGUUUUAAAGAAUUUAAGAUCCAUUAAUGUCGUUUCAGUCCCAAGAUGAUGCAAAUUUAUUGAUAUUUCUUUUAAAACCAACCAUGCUAUGGGAAUGAUCACUGCGAUUAAUAUGGUUAAUUUUGACUUGAAAAACUUAAAUAUACAUUCUAAUGGAUCUCCAUAUGAAGAUGCAAAUGUCAAUUCUCUAGUUCUUAAAUAUUUUAUUGAAAAUAGGGAUGCUUGAGACUUGUAUAUAAGUAAAGAAAAAUAUGAUGCAAAAGCUGUAGAUUGUGAAUUUAUAGUGAGUCUGUCGAAAUUAGUUAAUUUAUAUAUCGAAGGUGUCAAUAUUUCAAAAAAUACCUGCAGAAAUUCAUCACCUACUUUUAUAAUUGAUAAUUCAAAUUCCAAUAGUUUAAAUUCUCUGAGAUGUUCUGAAAACGUUGGAAAUGGACUAUCUCCAGUCUGUUUUUAUUUGACAGGAUCUUAUGAUAGAAAUUUAACUAAUUUAGAAUUAAUUGGGAAUAGAAACAACUACAUUUCUGGUGGGUAUGGGGCACUAAAACUAGAGAGUGAAAAUAUUUUAUAUAUAACAAAUUGCUCAUUCGUUAAUAACUCAGCAAGUUUAUCUUCUGCAGUUUACUUUUCAGGAAUAAGUAUUUCUAUUGAGUCUUCAAUUUUUGAUUCAAAUGAAUCAAGGCUUGGGAAUGGUGGUGCCUUAUAUUUUAUUUCUCUGUUCCAAACUAAUGAAGAAUCGUCAUUUAUUAUAAACUCAAGUUAUUUUAUAAGGAAUUCAGCUGCUUCUGACGGAGGUGCAAUUUUUUUGAUUCAAAACUCAAGGCUGUCAAAAAGUAUUGAUAUAAAAAUUUCACAAUCAGAUUUUAUAGGAAAUUAUGCCAAUAAUGGAGCAGCUUUAUAUAUCGAUAACUCCGUAGUACUUUCUAAAGACUCAAUUAUAUUAGCUUCUAAUUUCAAUAAAAAUACCUCUAAAAAAUCAGGAGUUAUUUUUUUAUAUUUCAACAGCGGAAUUUUAUCAUUUAUAUCCUGCGAAUUUAUAGAAAAUUCUUCAUAUUUGGCAGCCGUCUUCGCAAUUGAUAUAGCAGAAGACAAGCAAGAUAUGCGUUCAAAAAUAUACAUUGAUCUCUCUAUUUUCAGAAAAAAUACUGGAAACUCAGUUAUAUAUACAUACAGUCAGAAUAAAAAUUCUAGCAUUGAGACUAAGAACUCUGUUUUUGAAUACAACAAUGCAAGAGUUGUUUCUUUGAACUUUGAUUAUUUUGUAGACAAUGGAUCUGUUUUUCAGUUUAAUUCUGCUCCCUAUGGAUCUUGUUUUUACCUUCAAAACUCUGCUAUUUUGUACGCAAACUCAUCGCAGUUUUUAAAUAAUACAGGUCAGGAAUAUGGAGGAGUCAUAGCAAUUAGUUCGAAAUCAAUCUUUAACUGCAAUAAUUGCUCAUUUAUUCAAAAUAAGGCAAAAAUAAAAGGUGGAGUGUUAGAUGCAGAGCAAGAGUCUCGAUUCUUUAUACUAAACUCAACAUUUAAAAAAAAUUCAUGUGAAAAAGAAGGGUCUGCAAUUUAUGCUUUUAAUUGCAAUUUGAUAGCUUCCUCUCUAAUUUUAUCCCAAUUUUCAAAUAAUUAUGCAUCAAAUACAGGUGUGAUUAGUUUGAUCAGCUCAAAAAUAUUGAUUUUAUCAUCUAUUUUUAGCAAUAAUUCAGCUGGUGGAUACAGUCCAGGAUUGUCACUAACAUUUUCAAGUGCAGAAAUAUAUGAUUCAAAAUUCGAAAAUCAAAGAAGUAAUUCAGGAAAUUUUAUAUAUUUAUUAGCUGAAAGCAACGCACUUGUAACUAAUUCCUCUACUAAAAGAAAGCAAAGCUUUUUAGUUUAAUAGCAAAGAUUGAGAUAAAUACAAAAAUUUAAUUAUUGUAAUUGUCCGAGGAUGGCGCUAUCUUGCGCCAUCCUCGGGCAAUUACUAUAAAAAUCAAUAUAUUAUCAUUUAAUUUACCAAAAAAAAAUUAAAACAAAUAUUAAUUUAAAAAAUUAUUUUAUUAGUUUUGCUCGGUCACUUAAAAGUGAGUUAACUCAACCUUUUAUAAUGGAAAAUCAAAUGAAAGAGGAGGGGCAAUUUAUGCAAGUUCAAGCACAUUAUUAAUCAAUGAUUCAUUUUUUAACAAAUUAUCAUCUCCUAGUGGUGGUGCAAUUUAUGCUUCUUUUGAUAGCUAUAUAUCCAUAAAUAAUUCGAGGUUUGAUGAUAUAGAGAGUCCAAUUGAAGGUGGAGUUAUAAAUGUAAAUCAAGUUCAAUUAUUUAUUGAAAAUUCAAUUUUUAAUAAAUUCUAUCUUACUACCCCAUUAGGAGCAAGCAGAUGCUUUUACUUGCUAAUAUAAGGUUAAAAUUAAAUUUUCUUUAAAAAUUUGUAUUUGAUAUUAAAAAUUUUAUUAAUUUCAUUAGAUUUAUGUUUCCUGAUAAAAGCUCUCAAAGUUUAAUAUAAUUAGCUGAAAAUCUCACUAUUUUAACCAUUAUUCACAUAUCAAAUAUUCCAAAAUUCAUAUCAGCAUAAUUUCUUGCUGAAAAAGUGUGCUAAUUUUCCCAAAAAUAGGAUUUUUCUAGAGUUUUUUGCUCUCAGAUCAAAAGAGAAGCUACAGGAAUAUAUGGAAGCCAAAUAAAAAAGCUAGAAAUUGUAAAUUCUUCACUAAGCAAUGGCUCUGGAGAUUAUGGAGGUGCCCUUUAUUGUGAUUCUUGCAAAAAUAUAGAAAUAAAAUCAUCAAAUUUUGUAAAUAACUCCGCGUCUUCAUAUGGGGGAGCUUUAUUUUUAAAAUCCACCAAGGAUAUCAGUUGCGAAGUUAAUGUGACUUCAAGCGAAUUUUUAAAUAAUUUUGCAAGAAAUGGAGGAGCAAUAUACUCCAAUAAUGCAAAUUUGAAUAUAUUCUUUACUAAUUUUAACUUCCCCUUCCGUAUAUAAAUUUAUUUUUAGAUCUAAUAAGUCCAAAUUUUGAUAAAAUUUGAAUGUUUAAAGUUCAAGCUGCUUGAAAUUUAAAAUAAUUUAACUCGAGAUUUCAUUAUAUUAUUUAUCACUUAUAUAUCAAACAUUUUUUUACCCAAUUUUUUUUUGGAUUUGAUUUUUUCCAAUGAUUUGGCUCGCUAAUGGAGAGAGUAAGCAGAAUAGAGCUAUUUCAGGUCAAGACCUAAAAAAUAGAAAAAUUGAUAGUGGGAUUGGAGGUGGAAUCAAUAUGAACUGUUUUGAUGCAAAAAAAUGUGAAUUUAAUAUUAAUUCAAACAACUUCAUUGAAAAUUUCGCAGAGUAUGAUGGAGGAGGUAUUAGUUGGGAUAAUCAAAUUCCUUCACUUUUCAACAAUAAAUACCAAAAUAAUAUAGCUCAAUAUGGAAUAGAUAUAGCUUCAUACCCAAUUAAGCUAAUGCAAGUAAAGGCAGAUAGCAGUUUAGCAGAUUUUAAUAGCAAAAGAUUAUUAUCAGACCCAGUUUCAAGCCUAAAUUUAACAGAAAUUGCAUCUGGGCAAACUAUUAAAAAUCAACUUCUAAUCGCCUUGGUUGAUGAUUUAAAUAAUAUUAUAACCACUGACAAUGUGAGUGAGGCAACUCUCAAACCUACUGAAUUGACAACCCAAAUUUCAGGAAAAACCAAAGUGACUGCAUCAAAAGGAAUAUUUAACUUCUCAGAAUUUGUUAUUUCUGAUGAGCCUGGAUCAAAUAUCCAAAUAAUGGUUACCUCUCCUGCAAUUGAUAUUUCAAAAAUAAAAUCUUCAGGUCAAAGCUUUUACAGUCAAAGUUUAAUAUUAAAUGUGAAUAUGAGAAAAUGCAAAAUUGGAGAGGUAAAAUCUGGGAAAAAAUGUCAAAUAUGCCCUAAAGGGUUUUAUAGUUUAAAUCCAAACACGAUUUCUUGCCUUUCUUGCCCUGAUGCUGCUGAAUGCUAUGGAAAUUAUACAAUGGUUCCACGUCCUGGAUAUUGGAGAGAUAAUAUGCAUACCGAUAAAUUUUGAAAAUGCCCGCACCCCUCAUCUUGUUUAGGUUCACCUAAUAUAAACAAUAUUUCUUAUACAGGAGAAUGCAGCAAAGCCUACAAGGGAAAUAAAUGUCAAUCUUGCAAAGCAGGAUUUUCCUAUACUUCAAGCAAUAAAUGUGAAAAAUGCCCAGAGUAUCUAAACAACAUAUUAAUGGUAAUAGGAGUAGCAAUAGGAUUGCUGAUUUUAUUGACGAUUAUAAUAAAAACAACAAGAAAAUCAGCUCUAAAGCCAAAGUCACAAACUUCUAUUUUCAUAAAAAUAUUUUUGAAUUAUUUUCAAAUGAUCAUUUUAGUGUCUACUUUUAAGCUUAACUGAUCAUCUGAAGUUUUAAGCCUUUUUAAUAUUCAAAAUAAUGCAGAUUAUGUAUACCAGCAAAUUUACUCAUGCCAAUGUCUAUUUGGAACAAAUGAAAACAGUAAUUUAGUUUAUUUCAAAAUUAUUAUUAUGGUCGCCUUAAUUCCAGCUAUUAUGAUAGUUUUGAAUUUAUUUUUUUGGAUUAUUAUAAAACUAAUCAAAACUUCAUAUAAAUCGUUUUGGGAUGAUUUUGUAUCGACCUGUAUUAUUUUAUUGUUUUUAGUUCAUCCAAGUGUAGUGAGAAAAAUGUUUGCGUCUAUGAAUUGCACAGAAAUUAAUCCUGGUGAAUAUUGAUUGGAAGAUAAUCUUGAUAUUAGAUGCUGAGAUUAUGAUCAUAUAUUUUAUGUGAUGACCAUUUCAUUGCCAACCAUUAUUUUAUGAGGAAUUAUUUUGCCGACGGUUUGUUUAGUGAAUAUUAUUAGAAAUAAAAGCAGACUUGGAGAUUUAAAUGUGCGUAUAACUCUGAUCGGCGAUAUUAAACAAUAGUUUUGGUUUUUACCCAAAAAAUAGGUCAAUGGUUUUUUGGCUUAUAUGGGGAAAGUUAGAAAAAUACGAUGAUUCAAAGAAAUUAGAAAGAAGCAAACUAAUUGUUCCUUUUGAAAAAAAUUUAGGAAUUAUUUCUAUAAUGAUAAUUGUAUUUCUAAAACAUAGAUUUUUACUGCAAAUUUGUUUAUUAUAAAAUUUUAAAAAUAUCUUAUAAGCUAGUAAAAAAUUUUGCAUUUUCAAGGAGGAGUAAGAUAUGGAUUUCUAUUCAAUGGAUACAGAGAUAAUCACUAUUUUUGGGAAUUUAUUAUUCUGUAUAGUAAAAUUAUUCUUAUUUGCUGUUCAGUUUUUUUAGCAAGAGUAUCUUUAAAGAUUCAAGCAAUAAUUGUGGCUAUUUUAUAUUCAAUAUAUUUAAGACUCCAAUACUCAAAUAACCCUUAUACUGAGCCUAAUUUAAAUCAGAUGGAAUUAAGGGCAAGACUAGUGUGUGCAGUCACUAUAUGAAGUGGACUUUACUAUUUAAUGGGAUCUUUAAAUGAUGAAGCUGGAUACUUUUUCUUUGCAAUUAUUGUAGCAGCAAAUUGUUAUUUUUUAAUUUAUUGAUUGCUUUGUCUCAUGAUUAAAUGUGUGUCUCGGCCCGGCAUGGUCUCCCGAUGAUAUCAGGAAUAAUUCCUGCAGUGUGCAGAGCCGGAUCAAAAUUCUUAUGCAUGAUUGUUUUGCAUCCUCAAAUCGAUUUCUCAAUCAAUAAUUAAAAAAUUUAAAAGCUUCGAAAAAUCAAAAAAAGUGGAAAAUUACUCAGUAGAAAAUAGUUUUAAAAGUGAUAAUUCAAGAUUAGAUAUAAGUCAUAUUGAAGUUUCGCUUGCAUCAAAUAGCCUUGAAAUGAAUGAGAUUCAAAUUAUAGAUUUUGAUAAAGAAUCAAGCAACAUUAGCGUAAAUGAUAAAGAGAAGAUUCAAUAG
Molecule: messenger RNA, 8252 nt
Organism: Blepharisma stoltei
Lineage: Eukaryota; Ciliophora; Heterotrichea; Heterotrichida; Blepharismidae
Source: the annotation of a GenBank genome assembly